Messenger RNA from Quercus robur (English oak), 1822 nucleotides. RefSeq lists its product as uncharacterized. The transcript is spliced from 7 exons. The record is from RefSeq and is a predicted model, not a curated record. NCBI's taxonomy places the organism in Eukaryota, Viridiplantae, Streptophyta, Magnoliopsida, Fagales, Fagaceae. The coding region runs from base 234 to 1805 and encodes 523 amino acids.
AGCUGAGACUCAAAAGAGUCCUUAUUUUGGUGGAAAUUUGCAUGCAAUUAGGGAGCAAAUUAUGGAAAUGAAACGUGAAUUAUCCCUUUAAAAUCAAGGAAUCACAAGUUUCAUGUAAGUACGUCUGUUCUUGUGUGUGAGAGAAUGAGGAGUUUCACCUUCACACAAUCACACAUAGCAUAUGGGUACAUUUAAGACACAAACUAAGAAUUGAGGUUUCCAUCAAAAACACUAUGAAAAGGAAUAGUGAGAAGGAAUUUAAUAUGUUCUAUAAUGGAGGGCUUCACAAGCAUCACAGUGGAACUGGCUGGCGACCAUUAAAGAAGAGAGUUACAACAGCUAGCUUGAUCUUCUUCUUCUUCUUCUUCCUUCUUGUCAGUGCUUUGGUAUUUCUAGGCUGGAUUGAUGCUUCCAUAAUUUUAGGUAGUUCUUCUUCCACUGAUAAACCAAUCAUAAAAACCACAGAAAAAUCACCAAAAAAGCAAGAAUUCCCACUGAAAUGCACAAAAGGAAACGAAACACAGACCUGCCCAAUAAACUACUACCCAACAACAACACAUAAUCCUGACCGUCCAAUAUCAUCAUCAAACGAAACAUGCCCAUCAUACUUCCGUUGGAUCCACGAAGAUCUACGGCACUGGAAGCACACAGGAAUCACGAGAGACAUGGUGGAGCGGGCCCGCAGGACCGCGCAUUUCAGGCUUGUGAUCGUAGACGGUAAGGCCUACGUAGAGAAGUAUAGGCAGUCGAUACAGACAAGGGACAUGUUCAGCUUGUGGGGCAUUUUGCAGCUGCUAAGGUUGUACCCUGGGAGAUUGCCUGACUUGGAACUCAUGUUUGAUUGUGAUGAUCGCCCUGUUGUCCCAUCUAAGGACUUUCGGGGCCCAAAUGCGGGCCCACCUCCAUUGUUUCGUUACUGUUCUGAUGGGUGGAGUUUGGAUAUUGUGUUCCCUGAUUGGUCUUUUUGGGGCUGGGCCGAGAUCAAUAUAAGGCCGUGGAAAAGUUUGUUGGAGGACAUAAAACAAGGCAACUCAAGAACUAAAUGGAAGGACAGAGUACCCUAUGCUUAUUGGAAAGGGAAUCCAAGCGUGGCUCCAACUAGAAAUGACCUUUUGAAGUGCAAUGUCUCAAACAAAGAUGAUUGGAACACUCGCCUAUAUACACAGGAUUGGCUGCAAGAAUCUAAACAGGGUUAUAAACAAUCAAAUUUAGAAGACCAAUGCACUCACAGAUAUAAGAUUUAUGUAGAGGGAUGGGCAUGGUCUGUAAGUGAGAAGUACAUUUUAGCAUGUGACUCGAUGACCUUGCUCAUAAGGCCUCGUUACUAUGAUUUCUUCAUUAGAGGCAUGGUGCCAUUGGAGCACUACUGGCCCAUUAGGGAUAAUAGCAAGUGCACCUCUCUUAAAUUUGCUGUGGAAUGGGGCAACAAUCACACACAAAAGGCUCAAGCCAUAGGAGAGGCAGCAAGCAACUUCAUACAAGAGGAUCUAAAGAUGGACUACAUAUAUGACUACAUGUUUCAUUUGUUAAAUGAAUAUGCAAAGCUCUUGAAAUUCAAACCAUCUAUACCUCAAGGAGCAGUUGAGCUAUGUUCAGAAAUGAUGGCUUGCCCUGCGAAAGGUACAUGGGAGAAAUUCAUGGUUGAAUCCAUGGUUAAGUCUCCCAGUGAUUUAACCCCAUGCACCUUGCCUCCUCCUUAUGAUCCUUCAUCACUACAAGGUUUUCUCAAGAGAAAGGAUAAAUCAAUAAAGGAAGUGGAAAUGUGGGAAAAUGAGUAUUGGAAAAAUCUAAACAAGAAACAAUAAAUGCAAUUUUUGUGUUU